Molecule: messenger RNA, 1758 nt
Organism: Penicillium taxi
Lineage: Eukaryota; Fungi; Ascomycota; Eurotiomycetes; Eurotiales; Aspergillaceae
Product: PAS-associated C-terminal
Exons: 5
Coding region: 1-1758 (585 amino acids)
Cellular component (GO): nucleus
Source: RefSeq, a predicted model, not a curated record
AUGCCUAAGAGGGUGGACUCGGAUGUUUCAUCCGCACCGACUAUCCUCCGGGAUGAAUCAAACAUAGAAUAUUCACAGUUCAAAAGACAUAUGCAACAGAAUAGGCAAUGCCCCACUCCACCCAAUGAAUCUGAAUCGGAGCACAGCUCCCAGGCCUCGAUCAGGGCCAUGCGCCGCAAUUUUAAUGUCAAUGACAUUCCUCUCCUCCAAGUUACAAACCCACACGAUGGCUCUGAUCAAUUCAACCCUACAAAUGAGGAAUCUGAAGAAUCAGGGUGUUCCUACGAUCUUCUUGCCCCGUACGAAGGGGACAAAGCCCCACUACAUUCGCUCGAGCGUCAAGCCGAUACGAUGUUCUCCACCGAGCAUAUGCUGGUCAUCUUGACCAAUCCUCAAUAUCUGGCACGGUUUCGCGAGUUUUUGUUGGCAGAACGCCCAAGGUCGAUUUUGGCUCUCACAUACUAUCUCAAUACAGCCAAGGCGAUGAAAGCACUCCAAUAUGCCAAUGCCCUAGUUCGGCUGUCGGUAGACGUACCCACUGCGGGUAUUGAGACCGCAAAGACCCCUGUGGGCUCGAUCACCAACCCUGCACUAGAGGCGCGGGUGCAGGAUGCGCUUCAAGCUUUGACAGCAGAGGAAUUGCCGGCUUUCAUUACAUCGACUUGCAUUAACAUCACAAGUAAGGUUGUUGAAGAACGUGUUCGCGGAACUCUUCCCGAGAAGUUUCAAAGGACUGCGGAUGCGUUGGCCGAAGUAUUCUGUUUAACAGACCCAUCGAGACCUGAUAACCCCAUUAUUUUUGCUUCUGGAGAAUUCCACCGCACCACACAAUAUGGCAUGGACUACGUUCUAGGCCGAAACUGUCGGUUCUUGCAAGGUCCCAAAACCAAUCCGAAUAGUGUGAGACGUAUUAGAGAAGCAAUUCAGGCUGGUCGGCAUCAUUCAGAGCUUUUCCUUAAUUAUCGGCGUGAUGGAUCUCCUUUUAUGAAUCUGUUGCAAUGCUCUCCGUUGUGCGAUAGUCAAGGUAAGGUUAAAUACUUUAUUGGAGCUCAAGUCGAUGUCUCUGGACUGGCGAUGGAGGGUGCACAGAUGGAAUCGCUUCAAAAUCUCCAGAAUCUUCAACAAAAGAUGGAAAAAACGCAACUUGCCGAUAACACCUCUGAAUACACUACAAACACCGAAAAAUCCGAAAAGCCUCAAAAGCCCAAGAGCCUCUUCGAAGAUCUAGGACAGUUACUCAGCCCACGAGAAGUACGGCUUGUGUAUGAGCAAGGAGGGAUGUUAUUCCACCCUGUCCCUGAUCAACUUAAUCCGAAAAAUAGCCGAUUAUUCAUCCCUGGUCCCGAAAAUGAUGGUGAGGUACGACUGAGUGAUCUCCAGUCUCCGACCCUAAGCGGAUCUCUAGCUGGUGUUUAUAAAAAUUAUCUUCUCAUCCGGCCAUAUCCAUCCCUUCGAAUUCUCUUCACCUCUCCAUCUCUACAGAUUCCCGGUAUGAUGCAAACUUCAUUCAUGUCUCGCAUCGGUGACACUGGCGAAAAGCGAGACAGUAUUUUACAGGCAAUGAUGACAGGUCGCGGUGUCACGGCUCGCAUAAAGUGGGUGACACGCUAUACUGACCAAGGCCGAUACCGCUGGAUUCACUGUACGCCAUUGCUGGCCAACAAUGGUCAGGUAGGUGUGUGGAUGGUUGUAGUGAUCGAUGAUGAGGAGGAUGAGAACUUUGUACGAUGGAAGGGCAACUGGCCUACCGACGUUUGA